UCCUGUCAUCCUGAAUUUUUCUAUGAUGCCUUAAUGAAGAUCUCCAUGAACAGCAGUUUUUAAAAAUCAUUUUAUGAUACUAGCCCAGUUUUAAGUGGAGUCUUUGUGGAGCCAGUGGAGUCAUGACUACAAAUACUUCUGCCUUUGAAUUUCCCUUCUUUGUAUCUUCUUUUCCUAAUUGUCCCUUGAGAUCCCUUCCCUCCCCCUUCAAAAAAAAAUUGACAUUUGAAAAGAAGAGAAAAAUUUGUAAUAUUAAAUAUAAGGAUUGUCAUUUUUUUUCUUUUUUAAAACCUCUAUCUUUCAUUUUAGAACCAAUGCUAUGUAUUGGUUUCCAAGGCAAAAGAGCGGUGAGGAUUAGCAAUAAAGGCUAAGUGACUUGUCCGGGAUCACACAGCUAGGAGGUGUCUAAGGCCAGAUUACUUCCUGACCCUAGGUUUGGCUCUCUAUCCAUUCAGCCAUCUCACUGCCCUCCAAUAUGUGGUUAAAAAUUUACCAUAAAAAAUACUUUCUACUUGCCCUGUGUUCUUGAAAUCAUAGAAAAUAAAGCAUUCAGGCCCCCUUCCCAUCAUUUAUAUUACAUGUAGCUAUCUUGCAAGCAGAUUCUCCAGAAAUUUGAAAUACAAAAUGGGGGCAGUCAGUGGAACAUCAUAUUAUAGCCACAGCUGAACUCUGCUUUAUAAAAUAUGGAUGUCAAGUUUACUUUGUAACAUACAUUUUGAAAAGCUCCAUCUGAGGAGUUCAUGGGUGACUGCAGCUGGACUUGGCUGCCCGUGAUUAGAUCAGAAUGGUCAUUGUUAGUAUCCAGGUUUCAGAAAUUGUGUAGAAGACAAAGUACACCGAUCAAACAAUUCAUGGUCCCUUCCUCUGACACACACUUCUGGAAACUGAGCAUCUUUGUAUCUGUGGCAUUCAUCUAGGUUGGUUCCCUGAACUUUGGAAUGCUCUUCAGAAUGCUGACCCACCCCCUGCCCAGUGUUCGUCCUCCCUACCCCUAACCCAGAUGCCCAACAGUUAAAUUCUCUGUAAUUAGGGCAGGAUUUCCAGGCCAUCACCUCGGACUGGCAUUUGGUCAGGCUUUCCACAGAAAACUUAUGGCUCUUCUCUCUGCCACUGUGUGGCCUGAGUGAGGAACUUUGAGCCAACCAUUCAGAAGGGACAUACCAAGACCCUGAAAAGACUACUUUAAAAAAGAAAACAAUAAUAUAACCAUUUACAUUUAUUCUGUUUUUUUUUUUACAGUUUCAAGCUAUCUCAGAGCUUGAAAACGCAAGCUUAACAUAUUAAAUCAGAGUUAUACAACAUUCUAUUUAGCUCUAGAUCUAAAAUAGACAUAUUUACCAUUGCUUAUUCAUUCAAAUGCUUUUAGAUCUAGAUGGGGCCUUCCAGUUCCUUCUGAUAUAAAGGAAGCAGCCUGAAGUCUAUGCCUUCGGAUUCUCCUGAGUUCCAAGCAAAUGCUCUCACUCUCUUUACACUCUGUGUAGGCUUCUGCCUCUCACAUCUCUGCACCUUCUCUAGGCUUUAUAAAGUUCAUUGACUGCUUUACAGGCUAUCAGAAUCACCAUCAUUUCCUUGGUUUCUGUUCAAGAGGACUAACGCUUCAGGCUAGGCAUUUCAUCACUAAAGUGACCUCUUAGGGUUAUUGUGAGAAAAGAACUUUAGAGGCACAAAAGUACUCUUAAAAUGCUAGGUAGUUGGGGCCCUCUGGUAUCAUCAUAGCCUUAGUGAGAGGUAGCCUUUGCAUUGGAAGCAUAGCUACCUACCAUUCCCAUUUAGUAAAGCAUUUUUGUUCAAGGAGUUCUGUGAAAUUCUCAAAACAAUGUUAAGUUUAUUCUAAUUGUAUUUUUGUUUUCAGCUCCAAAUUCUCCCUCUCCUUCCCAUUCACCCCUUCUCGUACCCAUUGAGAAGACAAGAAAUGCAAGACUAUUCGAAGUCAUGAAAAACAUUUCCAUAUUAGACAUAUUUAUUUUCAUUUUCAAAAUCAAUUUGUAUUAUAGAGGAGCAAGAAGAUGUUACAAAAUUACAUAAGCAGUGAUCAGAUACAUCUCACUUAGCACAAGGUUGGGAAUAACUUGAUUAAAUUAUAUGACCUUUUAAGAGCAUCUCCAACAUAGUCCAGAAAGAGUCUCUUUGUAGGAGAUUAACUAUCUUUCUACUCUUGGCCUUUCCCUUUGUGCAAAAGAAAAGAGUGAAGAGAUAGAUCAGAAUGGAAAAAAAGCCCAAAGCUCUCCGCAGUAGACCUGAGGAUACAAAGACAAAACUGGAAUGAUCCCCACCCUCAAGUGGCUUAUAACCUAUUGAGGUAGAUAAUGCAUACAUAGUUAUAUGCAAAAUAUAGACAAACAUGUAAUAGCAGUAUUAUUUAGCAGUGACUUAACAGGGAUUUGCUUAAAAGGAGAAAUACUUAUGGAACCACAAAUUCAGAGCCUCAUCUGGUCCAGCUGGAACCCCAUCCUCUUGACUAGGAUGUCAUGCUCCUUUUCUCACCCCAAAUUUGAAUAUUUUUGUUAGGUCCGUGGCAUGUAAGAUGAAGGCAAGUUGGGUGGGAAGUGUCAAGAAUAGAUUAUGAAACUCAGAUUUUGACUAGGAAAGUAUAAUGUAUCAAAAUUUACAAAAAUAAAUCCAGUCAUGCCCAUAUCAGCUGAAAGAGAACCCAGUUCUACCCAUGGGGGGGUUAUAUGGGGGGAAAAAGUUGUUCCUAAGUUUCAAACCAUCUGCCAAGCAAAUACUGGCUGUAACAUUUUUGAAAUCUGCCAGCCCAGUAAACGAUUCAUCUCCAUUCCCAAUAUCCAUGCUCCUGUGUGAAACUUUCCCCAGUCUGCCUCUGUUGUUCUGGCUGAUUGAAUUCUUUGCUUAAGAUGGCCCUUAUUUACCAUAAUAAAUGUCCCAAAUGUAAGAGUAGUGGUUUGGAUAGUGUAGUUGUGCCCCUGUAUCUGCUGAUUCAGUUAAUAGUAGGUAUUCACUAGAAACACAGAAGAAAAACAGCUGCUUGAUCACAUGGGUCAAUGGGGAUAUGAUUGGGGAUGUUGACUCUAAAUGAUGACCCUAGUGCAAAUAUCAAUAAUAUGGAAAUAGGUCUUGAUCAAUGACACAUGUGAAACCCAGUGGAAUUGUUCAUUGGCUAUGGGAAGGAGAGGGGAGGAAAAGACAUGAAUCUUGUAACUAUGGAAAAAUAUUCUAAAUUAAUUAAAUAAAUAAAAUUUUCCAAAUUAAAAAAAAAAAGGUAGGUAUUCACUUAUAUCUACGGUAGUAGUUCUUGGAGUGUAUCCUCUGUGCAUAAGGGAGACCUACUGUACAUUACAGAAAAGGGAAUGCCCACCAAAAUAUAAAACUGAAAUAUCAUUCAACAGACCCAAAAAUAUCUAUCAUUUUAAGCCAGUCUACCUUCACAUGAUGCUCAGUGCCUUCCAUAUAAUACUCAUAAAGUAUUUGUCAAAUGAAUGAAAAAAAUGAACAAAUGUGCCACUUAUGUAAUAAAACCAGUUUUGGAAAUGGGAACUGCCCUUCAUUUGAGAUUUCUUCCCUCACUGGCAAGGAGUCACAUUCUAAAGCCCUUAGGUGCAGGGGAUUUGUCCAGUCAUUAGGAUUCCAGCUCCUUUGUGAGAUGCUGUGGUCUACUCCAGGAUGGAGACAAAUCUUUGUGUUCCCUGGGGAUCUUCUGCUAGAGAUCAGCAACUUAACAAGAGAGGUUUAGACUACUUCUGAGAGCUCCUGGGCUUGAAGUAACUUCUAAUAUGUAUUGAUGGUCCCUAUCCAGUGGAUCCGGUUGUGCUUUUAUUUAAUUGAGAUCCAAGUAUUGCUUUAGAGAAACAGUGGCGAAGAUGAUCAAGAAAGAAGGUGGGCUAGUCGGGCUUCAGGCAAAACCAAGGAAUAACCGACCUUCACACUUCAUUGGUAUCUAUGCAGUUUCAAGGAAAACUAGAGAAGAGAUCCCAGGAUGUUCGAUCCCCAGUGGAGGAAUCACAGUAUUAGAUAAUGGGAAAUGGAUGGUUUAUGGAAUGAAUCAUUGCAGGAUGUCCUCUCUCCCUCCCUCAUUGAUGAGAGCAGAGAUCCACUGAAUACACCCAAGAGUCACAAGAAUAACCUAGUGAAUAUCUCUCUCAUUGGGGGACUAGUAGUUUGGCCAUAUGACUAUGCAGUAAAUAAAUAUGAAGAGUCCAGUUGGGAAAAGCCAGUUUAUAGUUUAACAGUCUUUCUGUGGGAAAUAUCAGCGAGUCUACAAGUAUGGCUAACAACUCAAUAAAUAGUUAAUAAAUAGCAGGCCCCUUUUGUUGUUGCUGUUAUUGAGUCAUAUCUGACUCUUUGUGACCCAGUAGACCAUAGAACACUAAUUCUGUCUGUGGGGUAUUCUUGCCAAAUAUACUGAAGCUUUUGGCUAUUUCUUUCUCCAGUGGUUAAAUUUAGACUUACCCAACAUCACACAGCUAGUACCUUUGAGACCAGAUUUGAACUCUGGUCUUCCUGACUCCAGGUCCAACUCUAUCAUUGAGACCACCUAGUAACCUCCUACUGCCUGUAAAUUGAGAGGCACUGUAUCAUAAUACUAAUAACUAAUAAUUUUAUCAUCUUUUUAUAACACUGAUAGUUUAUGUAGCUCUUUAAAAUACACCGAGUGAACUUUAAAGAGCUAUAUUUGUAUCUAUAUAUAUAUCCAUACACAUAUAUUGUGUAUAUUUUAAAAGUAUAUACACACAGACACACAUAUAUGUUGUAUACUUGCUUUAUUUUCUAUAUAUUGAUUCUUACAGCUACCCCUCCAGGUAGAUGCUUCUAUUAUUCCCAUUUUACAGAUGAGGAAGCUGUUAUGGACUUAAGUGAUUUAUCUCAGGUUACAUAGCAAGUAAAUGUCAAAAGUAAGAUUUAAAUUCAGAUAUUCCUUAUUCUGACUUCAAAACUCAUCAGGAAAACCUGUGUUUAGAUCCUGCCUUUGACAGAUACUGCAUUUGAGCGACUAACUUUUCAAUACCCCAAGCAACUCUGAGACACUUUGUCUCAUGGAUCCAGAUUUUUUUUUAAUGGUCAAGGUAUAGAAUUAGUGAUGGGCUGGAAACAAUAAAGAGAUGUGGGUUACUAAAAGCUGAGAAAAAAUAGCUCAGAGGGAGGGAGGGGUCUUCAAAGAUCAGAUGUAAGACUGAGUUAGAGGGAGAUUGCUGGACCUAUUCAGCCACAAACUGAUAGCAGAUUGAGAGCAUGGUUGUUUAUUCUUCAUAGUACAUCAUCCUGAUGGUUCUCCAAAAAGGGGAAAUUGUGUUUGGUACCCUGUAUUUGUGAAGGCAGGGAUGGAUGUGUCUCAGAAAGAUUCAUAUCCAAAAAUGGUUUUAAAAAAUGUUAUAGGGCUUCAGGAUUCAAGCUCCAGUUAUCUAAUUGAGUUCAGUUGAUACAAAGCCUGUGAGGUGUUGCUGUUUUCUCUGAGUACAGAUACCACCCUAAUAAUUGUCAGUUAGCUUUUUAUUUCAUCUUGUUCAGCCUAGCCAAUGUAUCACGCCAGUUGUGACAGCAUACAGGGUGUUCAUCUGUGGUGGUUGCACAGCUUUGGUAGAAUCUGUAAACAUUUCCGUGACAUCUGUCUCAGCUUGUACUGGGUUCCUUGACCUGUAGCUACAGUUUACCAUCGUCCCUUUCAUUAGGAGCGACAGCUUUGUACGUGGCCGUAAAUUGUUUUUGUCUCCCCAUCAUUGUGUUAUCGCUACUUUGAUGUGUGAUCUGACGAUGGCACGGAGUUUCUCUGGGUGGGUGGCGCUCAGAUUCAGGUGCCAUGAGCCCGUGUGUUUUACUUGCAAGUUUUCUCUUUCCUGCCUGGUGCUUGUGCAGAAAUUCUAUUAACUGUUAAUAGCACAUUCACCCAGAAGAAGUGAUCCUUUCUGCAUUUACCUAUGGCGCCCAAGUAGAAAUUGCCAACCCUUUGGUAGUGGGAGUUGCUGACAUGAAGAUUUUGAUCACUUUCCCAUUUGGGCUUCUCAUAGAUUCUAUAUCUGUAUUUGGGGGAAAAACAAACCACAAAAUCAGCUUGAGACUUCAUGCGUUUUGUUUGGGGGGAGGAGACAGGGGUAACCAUUUUUCGAUCAGUCUCUGGGUGAAUACCUAAAUUGUCUGUUCUGGCCCAUGGGGGAGCUCAUUUUUAUUUGUAUUUUAUACGCCAGUAUGUAUAUGUAUGUAUGCAUACAUAUGUACACACAUAUAUGCUACAUACAUAGAUAUACUUUUUUUUUAAUUGAAGAAAAAGAAACCCUACUGUUGUACCACAACCAUUUUAACAAACUGUUUGUUAUUGUAUCCAGGUAACAAGCAUGGAUCAGACCGCGAAGGACAAAGCUCUGCAGCACAUGGCGGCCAUGUCAUCAGCCCAGAUAGUCUCAGCAACUGCCAUUCACAACAAGCUGGGACUGCCGGGAAUCCCACGCCCCACAUUUCCAGGCGCACCAGGGUUCUGGCCAGGAAUGAUACAAACAGGUCAGCCAGGAUCUUCACAAGAUGUCAAGCCCUUUGUGCAGCAGGCCUAUCCCAUCCAGCCCACAGUCACUGCCCCCAUUCCAGGGUUCGAGCCUACAUCCGCACCAGCACCCUCAGUUCCUGCAUGGCAGGGCCGCUCUAUUGGAACAACCAAACUUCGACUGGUGGAAUUUUCAGCGUUUCUUGAACAGCAGCGAGACCCAGACUCAUACAACAAACAUCUCUUCGUCCACAUUGGCCAUGCCAACCAUUCUUACAGUGACCCAUUGCUCGAAUCAGUGGACAUUCGUCAGAUUUAUGACAAAUUUCCUGAGAAGAAAGGUGGUUUAAAGGAAUUGUUUGGAAAGGGUCCUCAGAAUGCCUUCUUCCUUGUAAAGUUCUGGGCGGAUUUAAACUGCAAUAUUCAAGAUGAUGCGGGGGCUUUCUAUGGGGUAACCAGUCAGUAUGAGAGUUCAGAGAACAUGACCAUCACCUGUUCUACCAAAGUCUGUUCCUUCGGAAAGCAAGUAGUGGAGAAAGUAGAGACGGAAUAUGCAAGGUUUGAGAAUGGCCGAUUUGUGUAUAGAAUAAACCGCUCUCCUAUGUGUGAAUAUAUGAUCAACUUCAUCCACAAACUCAAACAUUUACCAGAGAAGUAUAUGAUGAACAGUGUGUUGGAAAACUUUACAAUUUUGUUGGUGGUAACGAACAGGGAUACACAAGAAACCCUCCUCUGCAUGGCCUGUGUAUUUGAGGUUUCAAAUAGUGAACAUGGAGCCCAGCAUCAUAUUUACAGGCUUGUAAAGGACUGAGCACGGUUAUUUAUAUAUACAGAUACACACACAUACACACACACGUCAUCAUGAAACUACAGACUGUAAACCUCAAUCCUGAGUGGCAGGACCCCUGGCCCAGGGGGGCCCCCACGGUUUUCUAAAUCCUGUUGGAGUCAUUUUUCAUGUGUUCAUAUAUCAUUGUAGCUGUGAAAUUCUGGUACAGUUGUAAAGAAAUUUUUCUUUCUAAAACAUUGUGUUCUUCAGAUUUGUAACCCAUAGUUCUUUGGGAAAGAUGACACUUAAGAAGCUGAGGUCUCUAGUCUGGGGAGACCAGUUUUUAAUUGUGGUAGAAAAAUGUAAAACAGAAGCAUUUGCCAUGGGAAAUUUACAGCAUUUAUACAAAUGUAUUUAGUUUGUUUGUUUUUUUCCAACAUAAAAUACUUGUUUUAAGAUGCAAGUAAAAUUAAAGUGAAACUUUAAGUAUAAAUGUAAAUGAGUACACAAAGUGAAGAAACUUUAGAAUUAUCUUUGUAACUAAUUAGGGUGAAACGAAUGUAAUUCACUAAAUUAUUUUUUAAACGAAACCUUUUUUUUUCCUUUUUGAAACCAAAUGUUAAAAUGUAGCCUUAAGAAAUGCUUGGUAGGAAGAACCUAAUGAGGCAAAAUUGUAUUUUUUUCCUCACCAUUUAAAACUAAUUCUCUAAUCCAUUAAACAUCCAAACAGGUAUUGCAAAGAAAGAAAAUGUCAUCCCUUAUACAUAACAUAUAGAGUGUAUUUAAAAAUAUAAAACUGUAUUGUACUAAUAUGAAGAUUUGAUUAUUUAAUGAAAAAGAUGGCUUGUUUUGCAAUAAGUAGGUAAAUACUGAAAUUCUAAACUUACAUUGUAGUCGUGUGUGCAGUUAUAUUUUAUAUGGACAACUAAAUUUUCGAUUAAUUUGAGUUGAAGAAUUUAAAACACUGAAAUUACAAGUAACAAAAUGAGAGUUAAAAAAUUGGCAUGAAUACUGCACUGUGAGCUGCAAAGUAGAGAGUACUGUGGUGGGAAGAAGAUUUCAUAGACCAAACUCCAAAAGGCUCAUCUGCUUUAGUAUGGCUGCUGCCCAGGAUAUCACAGGCCCUCCCCCAACCCCCCCUGAGCUUUUCUAACAAACCCAUACACACUUGAAUAUCUAAGGUUCCUGCAUGAACUCAGACAGGCAUUUUCUGAGCAUCUCCGCAAACCCUUGGAAUCUUUUGUGCCAACUCCUUUAAGGUUUGGGCACACCAUUUGUGACUAACCUUAGUGCAUGCUCAUUCUUCUGAAACAAGCUCAUUUUGAGGGUUCUUUGCCUUUUUGAGACUUAACUUCCCUCUUCAAAUACCCCAAAAAUCAGCAGGUAGAGUUGGUAGGGAGAGUAAUAACCUCGCUUAGGUUCAUUCUACUCUGAUACUAUGUAAGUCAUUAAAAUAUCCAGAUUACAGAGCCUGGUGCUCCUUCCUUCCUUCCUUCCUUCCUUCCUUCCUUCCUUCCUUCCUUCCUUCCUUCCUUCCUUCCUUCCUUCCUUCCAUUCUUCUUUAUUAAAUGCAAAUUUUGUGCCACUUAACAUCACACAAAUAAAAAAUACCCCACAACUACAGAGUACAACCCCUUAACCCAGCCUGGCAUAGAAGACAUAGAACCAUAGAUUUAGAGCUGGAAAAGGUCUUUGUCAUCAUCUGUCCCAAAUCUUUCCUUUUGUUGAUGUGCAAGGGUCUCCAGAAGUCUAGACUUUUUCCCAAAUCUUUCUUUUUGCAAAUCAAGCAACUGAGUCCAAGAAAGACCUAGAGACUGUCCUAGCAUUACAUAGCCAGUGUGUAGCAGAUGUGAACUCGGGUAUUUUGAAUCCAAAUUUCUCUUUUCCUGACACACCAUAUAUUUCACAAAGGUGUGCACUGUGUCCUUGGGAAGGCAAGAUGGAAGACAGAUUACAGAUUAUACUGUGGACGCAGCCAUGUCUUCUGAGCUGGUGAACAAAUGGUUCUGGGUUCCAAUCCUUUAUUGGCCUCUAGGCUACAUGGCAUGGCUGCAGUAGGACAAAGUCCUUCAAUGUACUCAACUUGGGACAGAUGCAGAUGUUUUACUGCUAUUUCUAGAGUCCAUUUGGCCCAUGCACAGCCAUUCCCAGGCAAUUCUUUAUUUCAAGGCUGCAAGAUUACAUCUUCUUGUCCUGUGGCUGUCCCCAAAAUACAGGGUCUCCCAAAAGUGCAGCUUUAAACCUAAAUAGCUUAAAACUGAACCAAGACUUUUCGUGUCUCACCCACCUUCUUCCCAUGGUGGUCCCAUUGCCCUCUUAGGCAGUUAUACCUGGAGGGAGGCAUAGGUCAUUGUGUGUGGCUAGCAAGCAGAAAGUAUUUUGAUCUAUUUUUCUAAGCCCACACAAAAAUUUAAAAACCCCACAGAAACUUAGAAAUAUCAGAUGGAGUGGCGCUAGAUACAGGGGAUAAAAAAGAACACUGCUUACUUAGUAUCCCGGGCCUCUCCUGCUGGCUUCAUAGAGCCCUAGUCACAGUUGUUGACUUGGAUGCAUCUCUGACUCAACACUACUUGUAACAAACCACUCAAGUGGUUUUUGACAUGGAUUCCACCUCCAUUUUCCUUCUGUUUCUUAAAUCUUUGUUUGGAGCUUUGGGUGUGACUUUGGAGAUGGGUGUUUUAAAAAAUUCUGAUAUUUCUCAUCUCUUUUAAAAUUGGGGAUGUUUUUUAAUCCUUUUUCUUUUCAAAACUAAAAUUUUUUCUUAUUUAGCACUUCUCAGCAGUGGGCUAGAGACCUACCAGGUGUGCUUUGACCCCCUUCAGCAGCAUCUUCUGUGUUUCUUCCAUUCCUUUCUAGCAACCCAUCCUCUCUUAAAUGCAUCUGAAAGGAGCUGCAGAAUUCUAUUGGAGAUCCUCUUGCAAGAUCUCCUUCAUUAUCUCUUCUUCUACAGUAUUCUGGUCAUAGAACCAAAACCCUCCGGGAGUGAGACCCACAUACUCUUAAAUAUUGGUCCCCUCUGCUUUCUGUUGUUGUUCAUCAUUUCUUAGUCAUGUCUGACUCUUCAUGACCCCAUUUGGGGUUUCCUUGGCAAAGAUACUGGAGUGGUUUGUCAUUUCCUUCUUGAGAUAAUUUUACAGAUGAUGAAACUGAGACAGAUAGGGUAAAACGACUUGUCCAGGCUAGAUUUGAACUCAAGAAGAUGAGUGUUCCUGAUUCCAGACCCACUGCUCUACCCACUGUACAACACUGCCAGUCCUUCUACCAUGCCAGUUUUCCAAAGGGAGUUUGGGUCCUCUCCCAUUAUUUCCUGAAAUCAGUGUAUAUUGACAGAAGAACACUAGGCUGGGCACUGAGGAGAGUUGAGGAGCUCAGAUAUAACUAUCCCACUUCCUCUUGUUUUGGAGACUGUCUCAAAUAGAAUGUUAGCACUAGUAAGGCCCUUUGGAGGUCAUCUAGUCCAGCAUUUCCCAUCCCAGACUAGCCUGACCUCACAGGAGUGAUGAUGGGGACCUGGGAAGAAAGAAAUUGAAGUGAAUGAAUGCCCAGGAAUGCAGAAAGGAUGACAGUCAGCAGGUUUGCUUAAGUUUAGAGGUUUUAGGAAGGAAAGGACUUUAGCAAUCAAAGGUUUUGACACUGAUAUUUGGAGAGCAAUGAUUUGGUCCAACCUACCAAUUUACAAAAAAAAAGAAACUGAGACCCAAAGAUAUUUCAGGAACUUUCCCAGAAAAGCUGAGACUAGAGUUUUCAGGACCCCUUCGAUCCCAAUGCCCCUUUCCAUCACACAUUGCCACAUCUUGGCUUCAGGUCCCAGCAGAGAUGGGUAAGAAAUAGGAGAUUCUAGUUCUUUCACUAGCCAAACCCCAGUAACCCCCUCCACUCCAUCUUAUAGAUGAGGCCCACAAAGGUUAAGUGAUUUGCCAAAGGUGGUGGAAAAAUAAACAGGUAAAGAGAUUCUGUUUGACAAGUUACAAUAUAUCAUUUGUGCCAGUCUUUUCCCAGAACAACUCCUUUAUAAAUUGCCUUCUUUCUACAAUGAAGCUCUCUUCCCUUCCUGAUAGAAAUGGUGAAUACCUGGUUCCCUGUUGUCCACUCUCACUUAUGGAAAGAGAGGCCUUUUUUCUUCAUCAUCUUUUCCCAUCAGUCCUCAAAGCAUUCAUUCCUAGUAUCUUCACCAUUUUGGUAAAUUUCCUAUGAGCCCCUGCCAAGGCUUCACUUCCUAAGGACAUCCCAUGAGUACUUCUAUUGAUGCUUGAGGGGAAAGAACUCUUUUUUUUAAUCCUGAAAAAUUUAGAAGGAAGGGUCUUGACUGGGAGACAGAGGUCCCCCAGACUUUGAGAGAGAACAAAUGGCACAAGGAGGGAGCCAGUUGAGAUCUGAGAGGCUUUGGAGGAAGCAGAGCAAGAUUACUGUUUUAUAGAGGCAAUACCCAUUUUGCUAAGAUACUAAGAUCUUUCUGAAUUUCAUCUGGUGCCAGAUGGCUAAGGACCCUGACCUAUAGUCCCCUCAUUGAUAUGUACGCACAUAGUAAAGCCAAUGAGCCUUUUAGUUAUCAUUGUGUAUGGUUCACCUUCCGCCAUAGGCUCCCGUAGACAAGUUUCCAAAGCUGACCAUCCCAUCAGCAAGAGCACGGCAUCCUGACAGCCCAAAGGUCACCUCUAUUCUAAAACUACUUUAUGAACCUAAAUCUCCUUUAAGACUCCGAUACUAUAGUAGUUUUAGUGGUUUGCUUUUGUAGAACAGUCAAUGAUUUGAAUUGUAUAAAAACAGAACAGUCCAUUUACAAACCAGGUACAGUUUUCUAUGCUCCGGUACUGCAUCUGUCUUGACGUCAGGUUUCUCCAAGCCUGGGUAUCAGUGUUGUUCAUGUGUCAUUUUAGGAGGAAGUGUUUGCUCUGCUUUUUCUUCACCUUUUUUCUGUACGUGGCUAAGCCCUGCACACGUUCAUUCUGAAAAGCCUUAAAUCCUUGGGAUGUUCAACGUGGGGUGUGUGGUACAAAAGGCUGCCUGGAAACUGUGAGCCCUUUUGUAAGCUGGAAGCAUUUCUCUUGUAACUGUUACUUUUCUAGGAACUUUUCAAUUCAGAGCUGCCAAAGCAUUCCAAUAUGCAGUGCCUUAGAGUUCUCUUAGACAUAUGUGCCACCAGCCUUUUCGUAGAGCCGUUCUCAACUUUAUUUUACAAAUUGGCUCCAAUCAAAAAAAACAAACAAACAAACACCUGUUUUCUUUGGUUCCACAGGAAACUUUUUUGACUCCUUGGUCUAAAAACAUGAAAUUAUAUACAAGUUGAUCCCAUCAUUAUGCUCUUAAAUGUAUAUACCAAAAUGAAAGGUUACAACUUCAUAGUUUUCCAUGAAAAGUACUUAUGAUGCUGCCUUUUGAAUUUCACGACCAAAUACUUAACUAUUUUUGAAUCUUCACUCUAGCGUGAAAGUGCCUUUGGUUUGCCGUUCCAGCUUAGAAAAGUGCUGCCAUAAUGAUGAUAAUUUGUAGAGAGACCAAAAAUAUUUUGAGAUCACCGUAAUGCCUUUGGUUUAUUGGAAUGAGGGGAAAAAAAAACACACAAAACUCUAGGCCUCCAUUUACAAGAGAGCACUGUGUAUGGUAACCUGCUUGCCACCAGUCGUCAGAUAGUCGUGUCCGGAACCUUCUACUCUCCACCAUCAUUUUACAGCCGUGAAGACCAGUAACUGGGAUGUUAAUGUAUUCAGAUUACCCUUUUCAGCUCCUUCCCCAGUCUUGGGUCUGUGGAAUGUGAUAGCCACAGAAACCAUUUGUCAGUGGACAACUGUUACAACUUUGGGUUCAUUUAAUCUCCCUUCUGUUGAGCAUUUCAGUUCCUAUGAAGGCUUUCCUUUUUUGAUCAUAGUUCUAGUGUGCACUUAUUUUGUUUACAGAGUUAGACUCUUUGGAAAGUUGGAAGCACCAGACUGAGAUGAAAGUACAGAACCAAAGUGAAUUAGGGUAAAUCAAAUCCGAACCAGCUUUUAAUUAGCCUUGAAAUGUUGACUCUUGAGUAUGAUGUCUGAAUGUGCUUUGAAAAAUCUCCCAAAGAGCACCAUUCACAACUCAACAUUUUCAAGAAAUGUUUCAGCCCCAAGGAAGGCAACUCCUUAAAAUUAAUGUCUGUUUUUGUCAACUUUUGUGAUCUGGGCCAUAAGGUAUAUGGAAAGUGAACAUGAUGGGGUUGGGCGAGGGGACCAGGGAAAAACACCAGCCCAACCAAAACCUGGAAGAGAGAUGUUUUCAUUACAAACACAGUUUUACAGGUGAACUUUUGACAUGUAUUGUCUACUCCUACGUUGUGUCUAUCAUGAGAAUAUUCUUACUAAAUUUGACAUUUUUAUUUUAGAUAUCUUGAUUUCUGUACCUCUCUCUCCAUCUUCUCUCUCCUUCUAUUCCUUAUACUAUGAAGAUUUGCAUAUCUAUCUGGAAUGCCACCAAAUUUAGGCCAUUUCUAUUUAAACACUACAUAAGCUAAUUAGCUUCUUGGAUUUCCAAACCAUAGAUCUUGGUAGUACUGCACUCUGCCUUGAAAGAAACUGAAGCUCUCACGAUAUUUGUUUCCCCAUUCGUCCCUUUUUCUCUAGCACAAUUUCUUUUGGCAAUGGUUUUCCAGCCUGAUUACACCCAUUACCUAUAGCUUUCAAAGAGAAGCUUGUGUGAUUAAUGUUUAACUCAAGUAGUCAGCUAGCAGAAGUCAACACACCAUGAGAAUAGUUGAAAAACUAGUUAUUUAUUUUCUAAUCCUGACUCUUUGGUUUUCUUACGCUCUGUGAGGUUGGAGUCCGCAUACUCUGAAGUGUUUGAUCUCAUUUUUUAAAUGAUGUUUAAGCUCUCUAUCAUUCAAAAGCUAUCGUUAUAGAUUCCAGUUUCAGCCCUCUCUCAGGUUGAACAUUUUUGUCUGCCUUCAAUUAUCAGAUUGUGCAUUCUUUUUCUUCUUCUUCUCCUCCUCCUCCUCCUAUUUCUUCUGAAAAAGAGGCUGUUAGUGUUAAAGUACAAGCCAAUUGGAAACCAGUCUCUGACUUUCCAGUUUCAUAUUUGUAAUCUUCAUUGUGUCAAUUCGCUAUUGAAAGCCCAUGGUUGACAAAGGAUGUUUUUCCCUGUUACCUCCUUGAAAGACACAUUUUUUUUUGGUGGGCCUUUUUACUUCAGGCUCAUGACCGCAGACAAAUAAAUAAGUAAAUAAAUAAAUAAAAUACAGUACGUGCCUGAAAAAUGACAGAAGAAUUUUAUAACAUUAAAAAAAAACCUGAAUAGCCUUUAAUUCUUUACUAUCCGUACAUUUUACGUAAACCCGUUGUUGCCAUGUGCAUCUGUUCACGUUGUAAAUGACUUAAUGGAAUUCUCACUUUAUGUUUAUUCGUGUAAUAUGUAUAAAAAAUGGGUUUGUGACAUAAGCAUAUUCAUAUAUGGUCAGUGGUUACUUUAUGAUUGUACUGCUGCUGGUGACUUGAUGUGGAAACCAUCUUUUGAAAAAGCGUUUCCUUUUUGUUAGAUUGGGGGGUGGGGUACCCUUUCAGGGGAGGGAGGAAGGGCGGGAGGGAGGGCAAAGAAAAUCUCACAUAUUUCUUUAACCUAAUGGCAGAAAUUUCCAAAAGAAGUUCACUUCAAUCUCUUGGCAGUACAGUAUUCUUGUAUUUGUUAAUGUCUGUGUGUAGGUACUGGUACCUUUUUUGUUUCAAAAUGUUUUAAGUGUUGGCUUUAAAGUGAAUUUAUCUUUAGUAUGAUAGUAAUAUGAAAAUUAUAGGGUUUGUGUGCAGAGAAUUUUUUUAUAAAGUGCUUUGUAAAAAAAAAAUGUAUUCUAGCUUUCGCGGUACAUGUGUGAUAACUUUAAUAUCCAUGCCAGUUAAGUGCAAUUAUUUCAUCACUCUAAAAAUGCUAUUUUUGUGUCAGUUACAGCAGGUGUUUUCAUGUCUUUGCAAAGUGACACAUUUUGAUGCCUUCUUGAGGAAGUGGUAGACUUUUUGUAGCUUUCUAGAAACUUUGUAUUCAUACCGUAUCAAUUGAAAAUAAAGAAAAUCAAAGUGUGGGUCAA
Monodelphis domestica (gray short-tailed opossum) is the source of this 15231-nucleotide messenger RNA. Lineage: Eukaryota; Metazoa; Chordata; Mammalia; Didelphimorphia; Didelphidae. The record is from RefSeq and is a predicted model, not a curated record.